AUGGAACUGAUGGAGGAUGUGGUGAUAGUUGGAGCAGGAAUUGCAGGCUUGGCAACAGCAGUGGCCUUGAACAGAGUAGGGGUUCGAGCUUUGGUAUUGGAGAAAUCAAAAGGGUUAAGGUCCACAGGUACAGCGUUGACCCUAUCUCCAAAUGCUUGGCUUGCCCUUGAUGCUCUUGGCGUUUCUCACAAGCAUAUCCCCCUUUAUACUCCUUCAAUCAAGGGAUAUGUAACCAAUGUUAGUACCGGAGAAGUUCAAGAAGUCCUCUACCCUCGACAAGGAAUUAGGACACUUCACCGUAAAGUGUUGUUAGAGGCACUGGCAGAGGAAUUGGAAGAUGGGACUACCAUCAAAUCUAAGGUUCUGAUGGGCUGCGAUGGGGUGCACUCGGUAGUGGCACGAUGGCUAGGACUGACAGAACUGGUCCAUUCAGGUCGAUCAGCGGUGCGGGGUUUAGCAGUUUUUCCUCAGGGCCAUGGAUUUAAACAAGUUCGUUUUUUCUUGGAUGAGAGCAAUAAGGCUGGUUUUGCCCCUCUGAAUGAUAGGGAACUUUCCUGGUUUUUUGUCAGCCAAGGGGAAAAGGUGACAGGAGAGGCUGAGAAAAUGCAAAGGGAUGUGCUUGAGAAAUGUACAGAAAAAUUUCCCUCAGAAUACCUAGACGUGGUCCGGCAUGCCGAUCUUUCCUCAUUAUCAUGGGCACCAUUGAUGUUUAGGCCUCCAUGGGGGAUCAUAUUUGGAAAGCUAAGCAAAGGAAAUGUGACAGUAGCUGGUGAUGCUAUGCACCCCAUGACUCCUGAUCUAGGAAACGGUGGUGGUGCAUCACUAGAAGAUGCUGUGGUAUUGGGCAGACACAUUGGCAAUUCAAUUAUAAACAAUGGAGGACUGAUUGUUCCAGGAGACAUGGCUAAAACCAUGGAUGAUUAUGUGAAGGAAAGGAGGUGGCGUGCCGCUAUGCUUGUCACAGCAUCGUAUUUAUCAGGACGGAUGCAGCAAGGAGAUAAAUGGUGGAUAAAUUUUCUCAGGGACAGAGCACUUUACAAGUAUUUUUUCGGCUGGCUUUCUAGACUGGUAUUUGUUUAUGACUGCGGAAGACUUCCUGCUAUUUCCUUUGGUGCAAUGGAUCUGUCCAGUAAGAAGGACUAA
Molecule: messenger RNA, 1143 nt
Organism: Populus nigra (black poplar)
Lineage: Eukaryota; Viridiplantae; Streptophyta; Magnoliopsida; Malpighiales; Salicaceae
Product: monooxygenase 2-like
Exons: 4
Coding region: 1-1143 (380 amino acids)
Molecular function (GO): FAD binding
Source: RefSeq, a predicted model, not a curated record